AUGGAAGUCUCUUUGCUUGCGUCCGAAUGGGAUGGCUUGGCUCAAUCAAAAUCCCUUGACCCACCGAGAGGCUGUAUCGAAAUUGCUAUUUUCGGAAAUUCUGACGAUGCUCACCUUGUCGGUGAUUGGCUCUCGUCUCAGAAUCUAUUUCUUCAGGAUCCGACAUUGAUUGAUCUCACUGCAACCUACCAAAACCCCCACAAGUUUCCGUCUCUGGACUUUUUGGGCGAGGAUCUGAGCAGUGAGGCAUCAGAAGACGAGGAGAACAUCCCAGCUCUUUUGAUCAACCAACCGUCCCGCAAGGUAUCGAAAAAUAGCUUACAAUAUGUUCUGGACCACAUACAUGGCCAUGACCUUCAACCAGUUGAGCCUGAUGGGCACUUGACUAUAUCGCUCUUUCCACACCAAAAAGAAGCGGUUGACUUUAUGAUCCGCCGGGAAACUGGUCAACUGACCUCUUCUAUAUCCCUUUUCAAAACACACGACGAUCGAAAUGGCAAAUUCUUAUAUUCGCAUGUCAUCACAGGCCAACCCAUUCUGCAACCGCUUACUGGCCCCUUUGGUGGAAUACUUGCCGAUACAAUGGGUUUAGGAAAAACGAUAAGUACUCUAUCGACGGUUGUCAGCACCCUGGAUCACGCAAAAGAGUGGGCCAAGAAAAUCGUUGAUAAUGAACGUUCUCAAAGACGAAGGACAAAGGCAACGUUGGUCAUUCUUCCUAACGAAGCACUCAUGGAUCAAUGGCUGGAUGAAAUAUCCAAGAAAUUCGAACCAGGAACAUUUUCGCCUUGCAGAUAUCACGGUGGAUCGCGAAGAUGCCGCGUCUCAAGCUUUGAGGAUUUUGACAUUAUCCUGACUACCUACGGUAUCGUUAAGGUUGAGUUUGGCAGUAAAGGAAGUUUGAUAUUUCAGCACCACUUCUUUCGCAUUGUUUUAGAUGAAGCACAUUGCAUCAAAGGACGAUCGACGAGAACUCAUGAUGCGACUUGCAACAUUUCAGCAGCGAGGCGCUGGUGUCUUACUGGGACUCCCAUACAAAAUAGCCUGGAUGAUCUUGGUGCACUGGUGACUUUUCUUCGUGUUCCAUUGCUUGAAGAAAGGAAGUCAUUUCGGUCUCACAUCAUCAACCCGGCCUACAGUGGACGUGAAGAUUGUUUUGAGAACCUUCGUUUAUUGCUUGGAUUCAUCUGCCUCCGUCGAAAUACAUCCGUUGGCAUGCUCGUGCAACCGACGAUCAACCUCCUGAAGUUAGACUUGGCCACUGAUGAACGGACAGCCUAUGGAAACAUAUUGGACUUUCAUGACCGAGCCAUGGAUCUACAUGUUAGUGGAAAGGGCCCAGCGGAAGGUAGCUGCACCGCCUUCCAAGCUCUCAUAAAGUUGCGAAUAUUUUGCAACAACGGGCUUUACAAAGACAGAGAUACCACAAGCCCAACAGAUCCAUUUGAUGUUGAAGAGUAUUUUAACUUUUUGCGAGAAUCCAAGAAAGCCCGAUGUACUAAUUGCGAUAAUGAAGUUCUAUUCCUCAUGGAAUCUGAGCUCCCUGACACUGCAGUAUUUACUCAAUGUCUUCAUCUGAUCUGCGGUCCCUGUUACAAGUCCACAACAGUCUUCAACUCAUCGAGCUCAAAGCAAUCGAAAUGCCUCGCAUCGGAGUAUUCUCAACUUCAAGACCAAAAUGCUCUUGUACAACUUGGGCCUCGUGUAUGGAAUGAACUUUCCUCGAUUGAUCAAGGGGCUUCUCACACUUCGGACGAGGUGUUCUCGACAAAGUUUCGUGUUCUUUUGAGCAUGAUCCGCUCUCAUGCCCCCCAGGAGAAAGGAAUCGUCUUUUCGGCAUGGACGAAAAGCUUGAAAAUUGUCGCGAUGAUGCUUCGUAAGGAAGAAAUCAGGUUUGUGAAGGUGGAUGGAUCAAUGUCGAAUGCGCAGCGCCAACGGGCAUUCGAAAGCUUCAAGAUCAGCAACAUGGUGAAUAUACUCCUUAUUACCAUUGGGGCGGGCGCUGUGGGCCUGAACCUUUCCAUUGCAACGCAAGUCCAUAUUCUUGAACCAUCGUGGAAUCCAAUGGUAGAGAAACAGGCCAUAGGGCGGGUAGUACGCCUUGAUCAACGCAAUCCAGUGGCCAUUACUCGCUAUAUCAUGCGAAAUACUGUUGAAGAGAACGUCGUCACCAGACAGGACUUUAAGAUGAGAGUUGCCAUGAACGGAUUUAAGCCAAGCUUGAACGAGACGCCUUAUGAUCAAAGAGGCUCGGAUAGUGAUAUAUGA
Messenger RNA from Penicillium pulvis, 2268 nucleotides. RefSeq names its product DEAD/DEAH box helicase. NCBI's taxonomy places the organism in Eukaryota, Fungi, Ascomycota, Eurotiomycetes, Eurotiales, Aspergillaceae. The transcript is spliced from 9 exons. The record is from RefSeq and is a predicted model, not a curated record. The coding region runs from base 1 to 2268 and encodes 755 amino acids. Gene Ontology annotation, molecular function: ATP binding; ATP-dependent chromatin remodeler activity.